Apiotrichum porosum is the source of this 2142-nucleotide messenger RNA. RefSeq lists its product as uncharacterized. The transcript is spliced from 3 exons. The record is from RefSeq and is a predicted model, not a curated record. The coding region runs from base 1 to 2142 and encodes 713 amino acids. Lineage: Eukaryota; Fungi; Basidiomycota; Tremellomycetes; Trichosporonales; Trichosporonaceae.
AUGCCGCUCCCAAGCGGCACACUCCCGCUUGCGCCGAGCUCAAGCUCGCCACCGCCGGCCUUCCUCGUACGCUUCCCCGAAGACACAUGGAAUAAGCUUGGCGCCGCCGCCAACAACGGCGACGAGGUGACUUUCACCAUUGGUGAUGAUGGUCUUACUCUUAAUGUCGAGGGCUGCGACUCGAUCCACCUCGAUGCGCACACCGGCCAAGCCUCUGAGAUCUUCUCGAUGACUGGCGGCAGCCUUUCGCAGCUGGGCGUAGCGACGUCACGUCUGACAGUGCCGUUCAAUGCUGCCUCCACAUCCCGCGCCGCCGAAAAGGUUCGCCAGACGAGCGAAGCUCUCGACCGCCAGCGCCAGGCGCGCGCUGAGCGUGUGACUGGCUCUGCCAAGCCGCUCAGCAGCGCGAGCAGGCCGAUCAACACCAACAAGCCGUUGAGUUCGGGGCCGUCCAGUAAGCCCCUCAGUUCGGGGCCGAGCUACCCCGUUCUGGCGCACACGCAGCCGAUGGGGCGCACAAUGAGCGGACCAGCGGCGACUCUCACAAUGUCCACGACCGAGAGGAUACCCCUCAAAACUCGGAUAGUGCAGCUUCUCGCACUGGGUCCGGCAUCACUGCCCGAGAUCCUCGCGCGCACAGGAGGCAACCCGGACGAAGUCGAGCGUGCAGCCAAGGUGAUUGGCCAGUUGCAACCAGACAGCCGGUUCCGUCUACGACCACCACAGUACGCCAAGAUCAAGAUCGGCCAGUGGAAGUACACCUACGAUGAGAGAGUCACGGUUAUCAAGCUUGCGCGCAAGGCGUUUGACGAGCUCGGGCUGCCGGCAGAUGCCGAGGAGCGCGAGGAGCUCGAGCAAAAGGCGCGCGAGGCACUCGAGGGUGGCCAGAACGGCGGCGGUGGGUCCAGCUCGGGAUCCAACCCCACCACCCCGCCCGAGAGCGUCAACGUCUCCCCGUCAAAGCCAACCUUUAAGGAAAAGGCGCCACGACCGGCGUCGCCUGUCAAGGACGUGUCGCCGCCACUGCGUGCGGAGCGUGUUGCCUCGCCCGUGCCCGCCGCCGCCGCCGCCGCACCCAAAAAGUCUACCAAAGCAGACAAGGACCGCACCAAGGUCGGCAAGCAGAUUGCCAAGAUGCGCAGCGACUUUGCAAAGCGCGCGACGUCGCUUCCGAACACCAAGGGCACGGACGGGACUGCCAGCCCGCGCAUCCCCACCAGUGCCGGCGAUGACGAUGUGCCCGAAGCCAAGCUCGACCCGUCGCCGCCAAAAAGGAAGGCAGAGCCCAAGGAGCCCAAGGCUGCCAAGAGCGACAAGACUGAAAAGGAGUCCAAAACGGCAAAGGUCAGCAAGAGCGCAGACAAGCCAGAAAAGCCGAAAGUGUCCGACAAGGCGUCAGACACGAAUGGCAAGCGCAAACGCGAUGCCGCAGCCGCAGCCGCCCCAGCUGUGGAUCGGAAGCGCCCAGCUGCCCGCAACUACACCUCCUCCGAGUCUAGCGAUAGCGAGGACGACCGCGGACGUAGCCGGAAUGUCAAGAGCACUGCCAACGGCAAGGCCAAGACGUCGGCCAAGUCGGCCAACGGCAACGGCAACGGCAAUGCUCAUGGCCCCGGUAACGGUGCGAGCAAGCGCCGUGGAUCCCCCAUAUACACGUCGAGCGAGGACGACGCGCCGGUCAAGCGCCGGCGCGACGAGCGGGAUGACCGUGACCGUGAUCGUGAUCGUGACCGUGUCCGUGAGCGCGACCGGGAUCGUGACCGUGACCGUGACCGUGAGCGCGAACGUGAACGCGACCGCGACCACGACACCAGCAGCAGCGCGUUGCCCAGCUUCAAGCGCAAGCAGCCCGGCGCCCUCGAGCUCAACGGCCACCGGAAGGGCAUCGCGUCGGCUCCCGUGUCCCCCUCGCUGUCAUCUACGCCCGACCCGAAGGCACUCCGACAGCGCUGGAACGAAAUCUACCCCAAAUACCAAAAGCUGGCGGACACGCUGUCCAACGUGUAUCAGGCCGCCGAGCGCGUGCGUGAGGGCGGCUCGCCCGAGGUUGUCAUGAGCGAGAGCGACAUUUCGGCCAAGGCCGCACAGUGGAGCGAGUGGCACAAGGAGCUCGAGCGCAUCAAACAGUGGUUUGCGGCAUAG